This is a messenger RNA of Gavialis gangeticus (Gharial), 3333 nucleotides long. It is a transcript of the gene CAPN14, whose product is annotated as calpain 14. The transcript is spliced from 21 exons. Gene Ontology annotation, cellular component: cytoplasm. The record is from RefSeq and is a predicted model, not a curated record. Bases 117 to 2198 code for a protein of 693 amino acids. Gene Ontology annotation, molecular function: calcium-dependent cysteine-type endopeptidase activity; calcium ion binding. Gene Ontology annotation, biological process: proteolysis. NCBI's taxonomy places the organism in Eukaryota, Metazoa, Chordata, Crocodylia, Gavialidae.
ACAAUUAUUUUAACAGCCAGGAAGUCUGCUGAAGAAAACGCUUCUUAUAAAGAAGGCAGAGGGGGUUCACCCAGAUCACAUAGGAAAAAGUUUCCUAUAAGCACCUUUAGUUGGGAAUGUCUCUGCUGUCAUUCCUGAGACGAGGGAAAAAGAAACCAGAGGUGCCUUCAUGCCAGAGGAUCUUUCAAAAACCCAGCAAACCUCUUCUGCAGAAUUACCAGACUUUGCUGGAGAUGUGCUUGAAGAAUAAAUGCUUGUUUGAGGAUGAUGACUUCCUGGCUGACCUGAGUUCUAUUGGAAGAGGUCCACUGUUACAGAAACUUCCAUCAAAACUGCAGUGGAAGAGGCCACCUGAGUUACAUGAGAAUCCGGUAUUUUAUGCUGCAAAUACAAGACGACUUGAUAUUUGCCAAGGACUGGUGGAAGACUGUUGGUUCCUUGCUGCCCUGGGAGCCUUGACAUUCCAUCAAGACAUCUUGGCUCUGGUUGUGCCAAAAAACCAAAGCUUUGAUCGGAAGUAUGCUGGCAUUUUCCACUUCCGGUUCUGGCACUUUGGUGAAUGGGUUGACGUGGUAGUAGAUGACCGACUGCCGGUAAAUGAGGAUGGCCAGCUAGUUUUCCUCUCCUCUGUUUGCAAGAAUCUCUUCUGGGGAGCCCUUUUGGAAAAGGCAUAUGCCAAGCUGUACGGCUCCUAUGAAGAUCUGCAGAUUGGACAAGUGUCAGAAGCCUUGGUGGACUUUACAGGUGGAGUUAACAUGGCAAUCAAGCUGGCAGAGGCUCCUCCUGAUCUCUGGGAUAUUCUGACAAGGGCAACCUACAGCAGAUCUCUCAUGGGUUGCCAGACCCAUUUAGGGGAAAUAAAGGUGCUGGAGAAUGGGCUGGUAGCUGGUCAUGCCUACACAGUGACUGGUAUUAGAAAGGUGACUUGCUCGCAUGGACCAGAAAAUUUAGUGAGACUGAGAAAUCCCUGGGGGAAAAUUGAAUGGAAAGGAGACUGGAGUGAUAGCUCAGGGAAAUGGGACCUGCUCAGCCCUAAGGAGAAGAUUUUGCUGCGGAAAAAUAAUGAAGAUGGUGAAUUCUGGAUGUCUCUGCAAGAUUUUAAGACCCAUUUUGUAGAACUGAUGAUCUGUAAAUUAACUCCAGACCUUGUGAGCCAGGAGGACGGAAAGAAGUGGAUGUACUCUCAGCAAAUUGGAAGAUGGGUCAGGGGAAGCACAGCAGGAGGAAGGAUGAAGCAGUAUAAUGGCACAUUUUGGAUGAAUCCCCAGUAUCGGCUGAAAGUUUUGCCAGGGGACAGCAGCAAAUGCUCCCUGCGCUCCUGUAGUGUGCUGGUGUCCCUGAUUCAGAAACACAGCAGCAAACAUCGGAACCGGGUACCUCACCUCUACAUUGGCUUUUUUGUCUAUAAGGUGGGCCCAGAGUACUAUGAAAGCAACAGAAGGCUGCCUCCAGAAUUUUUCACCAGAAACCAGGCUAUGAACAAAGUCCAUGUCUUCCUGAAUGACCGGGAAGUGACUCGGGAUUACCGACUGCGUCCUGGCUUCUACGUCAUCAUCCCGUCCACAUUAGAACCUCAUCAGGAGUCUGAGUUCAUCUUGCGGGUCUUCUCGAGGAGACACACCCUUUGUGAAGUGGGUGGAAAUUCAAGUUUUGUCCUCUCCAAGGAAAUAGUUGAUAGAUACGAAGGCAAGAUUUGGGAGGAUUUUUUCACUAAGCAUUUUGAACAACAUCCUGAAAUAAAUGCCAUGCAGCUCCAGAUGAUCUUGAACAACAUGCCCUGGACAAAUCUUCCAAACUUUCGACUGAGAUUUAGCUUGAAUGCCUGCCAGGGUAUCUUGGCACUGCUAGACCUCAAUGCCAGUGGUACACUGAGUAUUCAGGAAUUCAGGGUCCUGUGGAAGAGAUUGCUUUUCUAUCUGGAAAUUUUCCAGAAAAAAGAUAUUCACAGAUUGGGAAAUCUGGACUUAGUGGAACUGCAUGCAGCUGUACAGGAGAUAGGAAUCUCACUCAGCAAUGAAGUCUGUAAUCUGAUGGCAAUCCGAUACGGCAACCCUGAUCUGAAGAUCAGCUUUGAGAGCUUUGUCUGCUUCAUGCUGCGAGUGGAGAUCAUGGGGGAGGCCUUUCGCAACUUAACUAAAGAUGGCAAAGGAAUAUAUCUCCAGGAGUCUGAGUGGAUGAUGAUGACACUCUAUUCAUGAUGCAAAGCAGUGGAACCUAGAUGCACUGACCUACUCCGAGACAUGGAAGUCUGCUUUUAAUUAACUUGCUGUGCAUAUUGGACUCUUGUGCUGAAUCCCUAUUCAUAGGAGCAAUCAGUCUGAGGCUAGUGGGCUGACUUGCAUGAUAGCCAAAAUGAAUACGGAUUGCUGGAUAACACACCCUUGACUGAAGAAUGUUUCUUGAAGAACUGUUUCUCCUAUGAGCAGAAUUGACUGUAGGAUUCCAUACUUGGUGAAACGAAGAUUGGUUUUAUACAUCGUUGCAGAAAUCUCUGCUGAAAGCCAUAUGUUAAACUGACUGACCUUAUUAUGGCUGGACUGAGGGACCAAGUGAAUGCAAACUUUUGAUUUUGUAAUUCUUAUCACCAGUUACUAGAAUGAAAUGUCCUCUAGAAUGGCCUGAUUUUCUAAGGCUCCCAUAUGCUCUUAAGGUUGAUUGUAGCUGGAAACUACUCUCUCUCAGUUGGUAUUAGCAAUAAUGAUUUACAUUAUGGCCACAUGUAGGAGUAGGCCCUGCUGGCUUUGGGCUGAAUAGGCAUGGGAGAGGGACAGUCUUUUGCUUGAAUGGCUCAUGACCAAAAGACACAAACACCAUAUUUCUUGCAUACCACAUACAAAAGUUCCCCAAAAAUUAGCCCUCCAAAACUGGGGUGCAUCUUGUAAGUGGGGAAGCUGAUUUGCUGUGUGGAGUAGAAGCAUUGGAGACAUUGUAAAAUAGCUCCUAAUCCUUUUCCUUCUCUUCCCCCUCCCAGCACAGCGCAUGCAUGGAGGGACCAGGGUUGGAACAAACCAGUGCAACUGCUACCUUUUAGCAUCAGCUACAGUUUGAAGCCUUUCACAGCUGAAUUGGAGCAGGAGAGAGCUUAAUCUUCAGCUCAUUCACCUUUCCUGUCCUGCUUGGGCAACAGCAGCCAAUUCAGCUGUGAGAAAGUUAAAACUGUAGCCUUUGCCUGACCAGGAAAGGGAAGGUAAAUGAUCUGAAGAUUAGGAGCAGAGACAAGCCCAUGCAGUAUUAACUUCGGAAAAAUCUUUGUGUCUUCCUUCUGCCUUCCCAAAAACAAGGUGUUGGGGGGGUGUGAUAUGCAAGAAAAUAAAGUAUUCAAAUUCCACAACC